Molecule: messenger RNA, 1086 nt
Organism: Aplysia californica (California sea hare)
Lineage: Eukaryota; Metazoa; Mollusca; Gastropoda; Aplysiida; Aplysiidae
Product: oxysterol-binding protein 1
Cellular component (GO): cytosol; intracellular membrane-bounded organelle; membrane
Molecular function (GO): sterol binding
Source: RefSeq, a predicted model, not a curated record
CAAUGCCCUGUGGGAAACGUCCGUCUGUGACUUUAUAAGAGAAGGAAAGGAAAUAAAUGAAGAAAAAAAUAUCAGUUGUAUAGUUGGAGAAAGAUAAAACAAAAGUCUGAAGAAUUUCUAAGCUACUAGAGUAUCCUUCUCAUUACAAAGAGUGAAAACAACAUCAUAAACUUUUCGUGAUAAUAAAUUCUUUUCUGCAAACCGGAAGUUCAAGUGUUUGUUGUGUGUGACGUACACUUCUAUGUCCCGAGUACGGAAGAAGUGUGUUGCCGACUGUAACUAUUUGGCCGUCAGACAACAGCUGAUGUGAGCACACAGGCCUAGUAGUAAUCAUGGCUGAAGCAAAACACCACCAGUCAAAUUUUAAAGGCUGGCUUUUUAAGUGGACGAAUUAUUUGAAAGGCUACCAAAAGCGCUGGUUUGUCCUUCAAAAUGGGCUUCUUAGUUAUUACAGGAACCAGGCGGAGAUGGCCCACACGUGCCGUGGGACCAUCAACCUGGCCAACGCCAUUAUCCACACGGAGGACUCCACCACCAUUGUCAUCAGCAAUGGUGGAGCCCAGACCUUCCACCUCAAGGCCGGCUCGGAGGUGGAGCGACAGAAGUGGAUCAUGGCCCUAGAGAUGGCCAAGUCGGAGGCCAAGAAGAUGUUGAGAGAUGAGAGUGACGAGGAAGAGGUCCAGCAGCCGGACCGUGCGGAGCUGACCAUGAUGCUGCACACGCUGAGUGCCAAGCUGGAGGACCUGCACACGUGCAACGACCUGAUCGCGCGCCAUGGCCUGGCCCUCACCAAGACCCUGUCAGAGCUGGAGUCGGCCCACUCGGCCGCAGAGGCGGCGGCCAACCUCAAGCCCGUGCAGGAGCGGGCCACCCUCUUCCGGAUCACUUCCAAUGCCAUGAUCAAUGCCUGCAACGAAUUCUACGAGCUGUCCCAGAGUCAAGGUCGCCGGUGGCAGCGCACGAUCCAGCACGAGCACGAGCGCCGACUGAAGUACGAGGAGAUGGUGGAGCAGCUGGCCAAGAACGUGGUCUCGCUGGAGAACAAGGCGCGCAUGUCUCUCUCUGGCCACCCUGUGCGCGGCUCUG